Molecule: messenger RNA, 1209 nt
Organism: Oryza brachyantha (malo sina)
Lineage: Eukaryota; Viridiplantae; Streptophyta; Magnoliopsida; Poales; Poaceae
Product: protein ALTERED XYLOGLUCAN 4-like
Exons: 4
Coding region: 1-1209 (402 amino acids)
Cellular component (GO): Golgi apparatus
Molecular function (GO): O-acetyltransferase activity
Source: RefSeq, a predicted model, not a curated record
AUGACGCAGUAUAGCCUUAUGCUCAUGGUCAUGGGUAAGGGUAAAUCUUCAUCUCAGAGUCUCCAUGGCCCAAAUUACACUCAAAAUGCUAGCGAAGCAUUUCCCUGUGGAAGGAAAACAAUAGCAAUGAUGCUGCUCUCACUGCUACUUGUGCUUGUUCUUUCAGCAUAUUAUCCUGAGCAGAUUUUCUGGUACUCUCCAAUGCCAAAACACAUCUAUCAUCAGACGGCCAUCAACCGUCCUGACGACAAUGCAGAAGACUGCAAUCUGUUCAAUGGAACAUGGGUUAGGGAUUUUGGAGGGCCGAUUUACACUAACACAACCUGCCCAACGAUACCAGAGUCAAAGAACUGUGGAAAGGGGAAGGCAUUGGCUUUUGCUGGGGAUUCAAUUGCACGGAACCAGAUGGAAUCGCUGCUUUGUUUACUGUCUCAGGUAGAAGCUCCAAUCAGAGUUAGUAGUGACACCAAAGAUAAAUUUGUCACCUGGCACUUCCAGUCAUAUAACUUUACUCUCAUGGCACUGUGGAGCAAAUUCAUAGUAAAAGAUUCGGAAAGGCAAAUCAAUGGCACAGCAUUGGGAGAGCACGACAUACACUUGGAUAAACUUGAUCCAAUUUUAGCUGCAAACUUACACCGGAUCAAUAUUUUAGUCAUAUCCACCUCGCGUUGGUUCUUCAGAAAAAAUUACCUAUAUGAAGGUGAGAAACUCAUUGGAUGCAUAUAUUGUUCUGAGGAUAACAUCACAAGAUUCAGCGUCCCUAUGGCUAUUCAGAGGGCCUUUCGAACAGCUCUAAAUAGCUUGAAAGACUGCCAGGAGUGCACGCUGCAACUGACAGUGGUAAGAACAACAACAUCAGCACACUUUGAAAAUGGUUUGUGGAAUACUGGAGGAUCUUGCAAUAGAACUGAACCACUGAGAGAGGAAGCAAUGGUUGAUGAAACUGAUUGGGCAAUAAGAAAUGUACAGGUUGAGGAAGCUGAUAGAACACAAAAGAACAGAAGAAAGGGAGGGGUCAAAAUAGAUAUUAUAGAUAUAACCAAAGCUAUGUCAAUGAGACCUGAUGCACACCCAGAUAUCCAUUGGAAUAACCAGUGGGUGAAUGGUUACAGUGACUGUUCGCAUUGGUGUCUGCCGGGACCAAUUGAUAUGUGGAACGAGCUAUUGCUUGCUGUGCUUGACAAAUAUAAGAACAGCUUGGAAGAUUAA